Clavispora lusitaniae ATCC 42720 is the source of this 3108-nucleotide messenger RNA. It is a transcript of the gene CAT8, whose product is annotated as DNA-binding transcription factor. The record is from RefSeq and is a predicted model, not a curated record. Gene Ontology annotation, molecular function: DNA binding; DNA-binding transcription factor activity, RNA polymerase II-specific; zinc ion binding. Gene Ontology annotation, biological process: DNA-templated transcription; regulation of DNA-templated transcription. NCBI's taxonomy places the organism in Eukaryota, Fungi, Ascomycota, Pichiomycetes, Serinales, Metschnikowiaceae.
AUGUCCAAUCUGAUUUUUGGUGGAGCAGACAACCAAUCUUCUCCGAAAGGCCAGACGGGCCGAUCAAAGCUACCCAAAAGCCUGCGGGUGCUGUUAGGAUCUACCAGCAAAACUAUCAAAGCACCGGGUCUGUCCAAUGCUCGGACUGCCCAAGCUUGUGAUCGAUGUCGGGCGAAGAAACUGAGAUGUGACGGAAAGUUCCCGGCUUGUUCCUUGUGUGCAGCAGCUGGUCUCAAGUGCAUAGUAUCCGACAAGCUUUCCCGUAGGGCGUUUCCAAAAGGAUAUACAGAAACAUUGGAAGAGCGUGUGCGCCAACUAGAAGCGGAGAACACAAAACUACAAGGUUUGGUGGACUUGCGAGAUGAGCAAUUGGCAAUGACCGGCGCAAGUGGCGCUCACGCCUCCCAAAACAAUAACAUUGAUAGAAAACUAUCGAUCUCCACUUUCGGUGGACCUAAUUUGGGUACUGGAAAGAUAUCUCCUGCGAAUGAUGGCCUACUUUCCACUCACAAUCAUGAUGAAUCGUGCAACUGCUGUGCGGCACCGCAUGCUGUCCACGAAAGACCCGUUUCCCUCGCAGGAUCACUUUAUCAUGAUGGAAGCAUGCGUCUUUCGCUGUCAGUCAUGAGUGAUGAAGACUUCGAUACAAAUAGCUUGCUCAGUUUGGAAGACACUCAAUCCUUGGUGGAGAGUCAGAUCUUUAGUCAAAGUUAUGGACUUCAGCCCAUUAAAGAAUGUGGACCUGCCCCUGGAGCUUUCGCAGCUGCUACGGCGAUAGAGCAAAUGCAAAGGAAAGAUCAGACAGAAGACACAUUGAAGGAAGAAAACAAGCAGAGGCUACUUACUGGGUUGGUUACUGCAUCUAUUCCAAGAAGUACAGAAGAAACACUAUUCAUUCCCACGCUUCUAGCUCGAAUCUGUCAACUGUACGGAUACAAUUCGAAACCUGCAAUUACGACUGCUCACAGUUUGGCAGCUUUGAAAGAAAAUAUCAACUUGUCUCCAUCGCCAGACGAUAUUGACGCAAUAACAAAACAUGAGGACAUAUUAAAAAUAAUUAUGGACAAGGACAGCCCAGUACUCUCCAAGAAUGAAGGGUUGAAAUUCAUCAGAUUGCUUGAUUUUCCUGCUCGUGCUGAGCUAGAUCAGCUAUUGACUAUAUUUUUCCUGACUUGGGGUAGCAUAUUGCCGGUAUUAAACAAGCAAAUGUUCUUAAAAAAUUAUCUUAAAUUACUAGAAAUUCUUGAAAGUGGGCAUUCAGAUGACACCCAACUAGUAUUGGAUUGUGAGCUGUUCGAAAAGUUCGGUGCCAUAAUGGUUUUGGUAGUAAGUCUUGGCACAUUCUCCAAUAGAUAUGCCGACAUGAAUUCAAGUAAGAUGAAGCUAUCUCAAUCCCGACAACGACUUGGCAGAUACCAUCAGCUAAUCCACGAGUUUAUCAAAGCAAAUUGCAUCAUCACGAAGUAUGGAUCAAUGCAAUCGCUUCAAAUAUUGACACUUGCCUUACAGUAUUGUUUUGCAGUUGGGGAUAUCAACACAUGCUAUGAAUUAAGAGGAAGAGUCAUCACCAUGGCUCAGCAAAUGCGACUUCAUAGGUGUCCUGCUGCAGUAUUGGGUCUAAGCAAUAGUGUUGCAAAUAUAAGUUUGCAACAUGCUAUGCAAGGAGAAAGGCGUAUUUUAUUCUGGUGUAUUUAUUGUCUCGAUGUCUACUCCUCACUCAACCUAGGCAUUCCUAGGCUCCUCAAAGAUUACGAAAUCGAAUGUGCUAUGCCAUUUAGUGGGAAAAACGAUGAUGAUGACGAUGAGAAAAAUAACGAAAACAUAUUAAUCAUCAACAACACAAGCUUAACCAUAUUUGGUAAGGUUUCAAAAGAAUCACUUGCAUUUAUGCAAUACUGCAAAGUUUUAGGUAACAUCAUGGAUUCUAUUUUUUGCAGAUCUGAGGAUGUUGAGGUUCUGAGCAAGUCUAUGGAGAAGGAGCGUAUUUUAGACUGCUGGAGAAGAGACUUGCCUCCUGAAUUGAAGUUUGAGAUAGAUGUGAAUGGAUUAUCUUUGCAAGUCGAUUCCCGGAAACAGGCUGCGGAUUUUGAGGAAGUUUCAUGGGAUACGUAUUCUAAAGCCCAAAUUAAUUUGAUCUUUCUUUACUACCAUGCCAAGAUUUUGAUCUACUUACCAAUUAUUUCAAAGUAUGGGUACCAUCAUAAUGCGGGUAUGUCAAUGAAAGAAAAGCUUUCAAUGAGAGAGACUGAUGUGGCUACUGUUGUCUCCAGUAUGACGAUGAUUCAGCAAUCAUCCAUCCAAAUUUUAAAGCUUCUCAACCAUACGGCCUCAAAAUCAGCGUACGUAUUGCCUAUUCCAAUCAAUAUUCCUAGAGCAAGAGCAAGAUUCUCUCUUUUGGUUGCUAAAGGAAGUCUUGAUUACAUAAAAGGUGGACCUUUACAUCAUCAUCUGAAACAACUUCUUUUGGAAACUCUAUUGUCUUUUCAAUUGGAAACAGAAAAUGAACUCUCCGGUGGCCUUACUAAAAACACUCUCAAACUACUUGACUUUUCUAUCCUCAGUAUAUUAGGAGUCAACAUGAAGAAAAUUUCGCAGUCGGGCGAUUUGAGGAAGAAGGUGGCGUUCAAAGCUUCAGGGUUUAAGAAGCUGGCCCAGGAUAUUGCACUUUCAAGAUCUUUUGAUUCUUCUCGGAUGCCGAUGGUACAUCAUCAGGUCAUUAAAGACCUAGAUGAACUUGCAUCUUCCCAACAAUCAUUGCAAUAUGGGUCACAAAGACAGUUCCCGAGUCCAGAAACUCUGUCAUCAGAUACGGGUGAGCGGGGUAAAUCUGAGUCCGUUGGACCGCAGCUGUGCUCAAGUAGCGACAUGAUAAGCGAGGAAAGAUUGUUCGAGCUUUUUCCCUUGGAGCAUUUGGAUGAUGGGUUUGACGAAAUGCUCAAAUUUGAUCCCUUCAAGAUGCAUAGCAACGAAAUGAUUAUGUCUGAUUUCGUAGCAGACGGCUCUCUCGGGUUAGUACCAUUUCUCAACGAUAGAGAGGUAUACAAAGAAGAUGACGAUGAUAGAUUAAGUGAUAAGAUGGAUGAAGAUGGUGCAUUUUUACUCCAGUAA